AUGAGUUCCUCUCAGAAGAAGAAAUCUUCCCGCGAGGAUUCUACGAGCUUUGAGACUCUUCGCUUCUCAAAUACCAAUGCAUCUCUUUCUCAAAACUCCCACCAUGUGAGCCAAGACUCAAAUUCCUGGAUGGAUGAUCACCCUUCACCUGCCUGUACUUCCGAGACUCGAGUCGAAAAGUUAAAGAACACACAUUCCAAAGCCGCAGUCAUGAAGCCUUCGUUUGAGUCACUUAAACGCUGUGUUCGAGACCCCAGCUUCGACAUUAAAGACGCGGGAACUGGCCACCACGAUAACCGAUUAACCAAGGAUCCCCCAGGCCAGUUCCGGGAGCCAUCCCUGAGACGCGGAUACGGUAUGAGCUAUGAAACACCAAAAGCUUUCAAAUAUGUGCCGGCAAAAGUGGCAAGCAAAGCUGAAAACCAUGUACCUCAAACCAUGGAAUCUCUUGCAGAAACAGAAGGACAGUCUUCAAGUUCAGCUCCGCGAGGUCCCCUUCCAAACAGCCAGCUCUCCCUGCUGAACAAAAGCAAUGGCGGCAGUAACAUCUAUGAUCUGAGUCAGUCCCAAGGUAGACGAGGUGACCUGCAACCGGCUGGUUAUCGCCCUAUAGCUAUGCGCCCCCCUGGUGCUUCUGAGCGAAUGGCCACCAAUGAAAGGCAAGGACAAUCAUCUAAUGAAAAACAGACAUCAAAGACCGUGAUAGAUUUAGGUCGCUAUCAGAAGGCUGGACAGGAGGCACUUUUGAGGGCUUGCCUGGAGCACAAAGACUUAGACAAGGAAAUGCUUCGAGACGAGUGGAAAGUCGUCAAAGGGUGCGUCGAAAAAUGGUGCGAACCACGCAAAUCCCAACUUGUUAAGGAUGGAACUGGGGCAUCGGAUUCCGAGAUCGAUACACUCAUUGAUCAAUGGAAUAACGUAUAUGCUACAAAAUUUUGUUCUGAGAACAAAAAGCUCUUGGAGGCAGCUGGAUGGAGAAAAGGCGCUGAGGAGUGUUCAACCAAUUCUUCCGCUGCUACACCUCACAACUCUCGGGUCAGCCAGGGGAGCGCUCCCCAGAACGAGCCAUUAGUAAAAGAACUGGACUUUGAAGGUGUUAUUUGGCCCACUAUCAAGGAUGAAUUGAUGAAAUUCGCGGAGUCAAAAAUCCUCAGCUGGGUCGAGGAUAAGUUACAGGAACGGGUGCAGGCAUUGGAUUCCCUGACUCGGCCACCCCUUUUGAAGGCCAACAGCUCUCCGGAGUCGUACCAGAUUUAUGUGAGAUACCUCAAGAAUCGAAUAAAAGCUGCAGGAAAGAACUCCACAGCGAUCAGAGACACUGAGGCGGUUAUGUCCAUGGCACUGGACCUUCUACCAGGUCUAGAGGAGCGACUGCGGGAUCAGCUCGAGCAUGUGGUCGACAAGAAAGAAGAUCGUCCUGGGGCUGGUAUCAAAUAUGAUCAUGAUGAGGCAAACGAUGAGUCUGAGAAUUCUCAUAAGAAUUCUGAAGAGGCUGAUCAUGACAUUGAUCACAAAGUUCAAGAAGCCCAGGAAGACAACCAUGAUGGGGACGAACUCGAGGCGAGACUUGAACACAACUCUGAAGAGGAUGAAGAUGGAGAUGAAGACGUCGACGACUUCGAUGACUUUGAGGAGUUCUAUGCAGACGAGAGUGAGGACGACACCUACGAAGAUCCUGACGAACCUGGUCGCCAGUACAGAGGUUCAGUCAUCGAUUCCAUUGAGCCUCGCACCCCGAUCGUCACACCGCGGGUAAUGAGACAACUCCGUAGCUACGAGCAGAGAUACUGGGACACGAUCGUAGUGGCCAAAGUUGAAACAGAAGUAGCGGCCGCUGUCCUUCGUUCUGUGGACAAAGAAGAACAUGAAGUGGCCUCCCGAAAACGAAAAGCACCAGAUUCAGCAGAGCCUGCUCUUGCUAUCCGAAGCAAGUCGAUGGAGCAGAGGCUCGCUGCUGUAGGCACUCCGACACCUACGGGCAGAAAGAGACAAAAGUUCAGUGAAGCCAGCUACAGUCCGGCAUCCACAACUUGUUCCUCCGAGCUUCCGUCUCUCGAGGAAAUUUUCAGCUCAAGCAUCGGGCGCGCAUCUUCCGCGACGACCCAACCACCUACAAACUCCUCAAGCCCUGCAGUACGGGUGAAUAAGAAGAAGAGAGGAGGAAAAGACAGAAGCAGGGCCCAGAGCAGGGUUUCUCUUGAACUCAGGGAUCCCACUACCGGUACUGCUACUGCUACUGCUCCCUCGCCUGGAGGUAUGAUCGGAGCGUCACCUGAACUCGGGACACGAGGGGCUAGCAAAGAUUUUGUCUUUGAGAAAAGUGUCUCUAGACAUCCUAUCCUAGAAGAAAGGUUUCGGGAGGAGACUGCUGAGUUCCAGGCCAUGACGCCUAGUGCUCGCGAAGCUAUGCUCUACACAGCUCUUCGGGAAAUGCGCCGACGACAAGGAUAG
This is a messenger RNA of Fusarium fujikuroi IMI 58289, 2451 nucleotides long. RefSeq lists its product as uncharacterized. Bases 1 to 2451 code for a protein of 816 amino acids. The record is from RefSeq and is a predicted model, not a curated record. The transcript is spliced from 3 exons. Lineage: Eukaryota; Fungi; Ascomycota; Sordariomycetes; Hypocreales; Nectriaceae.